CAGUUGGGGUAGAGGUGCGCAAAGGCAUACAAUUCUUAGGCAAAAAUGUGAAAACUCUGUCGAACCUUGGACUCUCUGGAAGCGUUGUGGCAAUAAACGCGAAAAUCAAAUCGGACCUUUUCGACUGCCCUGUGGAAAAUCAUCAACUGUACGGGUACGUGUACCUUAUUGCACCCUGUAUCAUACUUUAUUUCGUUAAUCUGUUGGUGGUGGCGAAUAAGCUGAAUCCUCAUGGCUUCCUACAAACUAUAAAAGAAAAGCUGCAAAAGGAAACGAAAUUCACCGUAUUCCGCGAUGUGAUCUUACCCAGCGUUUCAAGGGCGCUCGCAGCACCUCUGGCAUGGCUGAUAAUAUCAUUUGCCCAAGGGGACUACUAUAUCUGCGCUACAAUCGGGCCUGGUCCUGAGAAGCGAUACAAUUUGAAUGAAGAUGAAAAACAAGAAUUGACCCUCAGGAUCGCCGAAUGCAAAAGCACAUCACAGAUCGUCGCGUGGUUUCUGCUCGGCGUGGCGGUUUUGUGGAUCUUCAAAGUAAAAGCUCUGAAGACCGAGGAUGAAGGUGAAUUGACUCAAAUGAAGAGUUUCCUUCUUUUGUUUUAACUUCUUAUCAUGAUUACGUAACUAAUAUAAAUCACCUCUUAAAACCUCUAAAAAAUAAUUGUUUCUGUUCAGCCUCUCUUUUCCCAA
Pocillopora damicornis (cauliflower coral) is the source of this 686-nucleotide messenger RNA. RefSeq lists its product as uncharacterized. Gene Ontology annotation, molecular function: monoatomic cation channel activity. The record is from RefSeq and is a predicted model, not a curated record. Lineage: Eukaryota; Metazoa; Cnidaria; Anthozoa; Scleractinia; Pocilloporidae. Gene Ontology annotation, cellular component: plasma membrane.